AUGUGGACUACGGGUCUGCUCUUGGCUUUGAGUCUGCUCAGCCUGCCCUCAUGGGGACUCGGCUCGGACCACCGAAAUCUCACGGAGUUUAUGAGACAUCGCCAGAAGCGCUGGCUGAUCUAUCAAAACAGUGGAUCAAUGAAAUUCAGCAUUGGCCCAUCUUUGCCGAUUCCGCUGGAGGACAAGGUGACCUUUCGCUCAUGUGUGCUUUCGUUCACUCUCCAGGGUGGAACAUAUAGCCUGCCCACAUCUCCGAUUUGGCCUUGGGACAAGUGGGAGGGCACCUUUGCCCGAUCCCUAGCGCAGAUGAAAAGGAAUAUCGAGAUACAUACGGCCAAUGGAGGAGUCCGAUAUGCAGACGAUGCCAGACUCCUGGUUUACACAGCUCUGGAGGAGUAUAUGGGCAGGAGAAACAACAAUCUGGCCAUGGGCAGGCAAUGCCUGCUGCGAUCCAUCUGCGAGAAUGCCCAAAUCCACCAUCACAUAGGCGUGUUCUCAGAAAUUAUGGACAUCGUACUCAGCCCCGGCAAGGCCGAACUGGAUAACUCCUAUCACGAGGCCUACGCCGCCGGAAAAGCUGGAGCCAAUUGCCUGCAUCUCUACAGGACCUGUCCACGGGGCCUCAACUUCCUUGACGGACUGCUGAUUGUGGAGGAUGAUUGAUUUACUGCUGCUGUUGCUGCGGAUGGCCGUUGGAGUACUGAGCGAAGGAAAAUGGGGAUCCGCAAUAAAGUUUUCAGCCAAAUCAAAGUGCAUGUCUAAUGGGUCUUGUCCUGAUGUCGGAAUCCGCUUGUUCUUGCUGCAUAAUUUGGGGCGGAAAUGCACGGAAGCAUGUCUGAGGGGCAGGAAACUGUGUUGACUCGGCUCGAGGAUGAGCAUGUGUGCAUAUCGAUGCAGGCUUGGCUCAGGCACAUGUAGGGUUUAUGCGGGAAUUGAAUUUGGGAAGUACUUUCAAUACUAUAUCGAGGAUUAUUAUAUGAAACAAGGAUUUAUACAUGAGUUUAAUGCGCAU
Molecule: messenger RNA, 1012 nt
Organism: Drosophila kikkawai
Lineage: Eukaryota; Metazoa; Arthropoda; Insecta; Diptera; Drosophilidae
Source: RefSeq, a predicted model, not a curated record